This is a messenger RNA of Diaporthe citri, 909 nucleotides long. RefSeq lists its product as uncharacterized. The record is from RefSeq and is a predicted model, not a curated record. Gene Ontology annotation, cellular component: mitochondrion. The transcript is spliced from 2 exons. The coding region runs from base 1 to 909 and encodes 302 amino acids. Gene Ontology annotation, molecular function: protein-containing complex binding. NCBI's taxonomy places the organism in Eukaryota, Fungi, Ascomycota, Sordariomycetes, Diaporthales, Diaporthaceae.
AUGUCCAAAUCAGCAGCCAAAAAGAUAGUUGUCUGCGGCGGCAACGGCUUCCUGGGCUCGCGGAUCUGCAAGUUCGCAGUAGCAAGGGGUUGGGAUGUCACAUCCAUCAGCCGCUCUGGCGAGCCAAAAUGGUCCGCCGUCACAGCCUCCUUAACGCCCCCAUCAUGGGCACACAAGGUCUCAUGGGAGUCGGCAGACAUCUUCCAGCCCACAGCAUACGCCCCACUUCUCAAGGGCGCAGACUACAUCGUCCACUCCAUGGGCAUCCUCCUCGAGGCAGACUACAAGGGCGUCGUGUCCGGCAAGGAGUCGCCCAUCGCAGGGCUGCGCAAGGCCUUCGACUCGACCCGGAGCAGCCCGAACCCCCUGGAGCGCGACGGCGGCGACAGCAAAAGCAGCAACUACAAGCCGCCCGAGAACGAGAAGCAGCUCACGUACGAGAACAUGAACCGCGACUCGGCGGUCCUGGUGGCGCGCGCCGCCGCCGACGGCGCAGGCGGUGACGCGUCCGCCGCCCCGGCCCCGGCCUUCCUGUACGUCAGCGCGGCAGGUGGCGCCCCCGUGCUGCCGCGGCGGUACAUCGACACCAAGCGCGAGGCCGAGUCGCUGAUCGCCAGCGGGUUCCCCCGGAUGCGCGGCAUCUUCCUGCGCCCGCCGUUCCUGUACGACAGCAGCCGGCCCUUCACCAUCCCCAUGGCCGCCAUGACGGGCGUGGGCGCGCUGUUCAACGGGCUGACGCGGGGGGUGCUGGACGGGUUCAUGGGCGCCGCGGGGGCGAAGCCGCUCAAGGUCGAUGUCGUUGCGCAGGCGGCUGUGGAGGCGCUGAGUGACGAGGGUGUGAGGGGGCCGGUUGAGGUGCCUGAGAUUGAGGAGCUUGCGAAUAAGGGGUGGAGGAAGGACAUGUUGUAG